Messenger RNA from Cordyceps militaris CM01, 4665 nucleotides. Its product is annotated as SEC7-like protein. The record is from RefSeq and is a predicted model, not a curated record. Bases 1 to 4665 code for a protein of 1554 amino acids. Gene Ontology annotation, biological process: regulation of ARF protein signal transduction. The transcript has a single exon. Lineage: Eukaryota; Fungi; Ascomycota; Sordariomycetes; Hypocreales; Cordycipitaceae. Gene Ontology annotation, molecular function: guanyl-nucleotide exchange factor activity.
AUGGCAUCGAACCACCACCACAGAAGGCAUCGUGCCAACAGCAGCAGUUCAUCAGUUGGCAUGUCGCACACGCCUAAUCACCGCGACUCUCACGACUUGUCGUUGUCGCCGCGCGAUGUGACGCGCGACUCUCUCGUCACCAACAUGCUGCUGUCGCUGGAUCAAUUCUCGCUCGGCCAGCAGAGCAGCCAGUCUGACCAGCGAAGAAGCCACUGGGACCCCCCCUCGCCGAGCAAUCACAGCCCCGGACGACCCCAGCACCACAACCUCCGCCACCACCCAUUUGAUGGGGCACCGCCCUGGCUUCCCUCGACGGCACCAAAAUCAUCUGGUCCUGCUGUUCGUCCUGUUGCUUCCUCGCGCUCCCACGAGCCCAAUUCCCAUCACCACCACGCCCACUCGUACAGCUCCGACCUCGACACCGCCGACAGCUCCUCCACCCUCUCCACACCGCCCGACGCGCGCCGAAAUCACACCACCACUACCCGCCGCACGCCCAACAACGCAUCAUCCUCGUCGGCCUCGUCUUCGACCACACGGCAAAGCACCGUCGACGCCGCCAACGCAAAAGUCUCCGCGGCCCUUGCGAGUACGCCCGCCCGCCCCCACCACAAGCAACAUCUCCCGCCUGUUACGCCGCCCACCCGCGGCGCCAGUCUGGCUCCUCACGACAUUUCAGGCCGUCCGCCACGCGCCCACCGCGUCCCCAAGCAUCAGCACGACGGCUACCACCAAUUCCUCGCCGAGACGACGGCCCCGUCCUCCCCGGCCGUCACAACAUCUCGUCGCGACUCGUACCCGCCCCGUCGCAGCAAGAGCGCCGGCAGCUCCAGCGUCCGUAAGCGCACACCCGGCACCGCCACCACCGUAGCCUCCCCGGCGAAACUGCGCCCACCGCCCCUACCCCUGUCCUCGGUCAUUGACUACGACGUCGACUACCUCAGCCACGACUACGAGGCCGCGCCCACGCCCACCGUCCCGGCUGGCCCUCGCCGCAUCGGCGCUGCGGCUUCUUCGCGCGGCACCUCUUUUGACCACGCGCCGCCCUCCAUCGAGCGUAAGCGCAGCUCUCGCACCCUCUCCCUGAGGAGUGCGUCCGGCAAGCUCAGCCAAGCCGCCGCCGCUGCCGCUGCCGCCGCGACCCAGCACCAGCAUAAACACCAGCAACCGACGCCCCCGAUGCCCAGUGGCGACGACUUCGAGUCGGCCCCGGCGCCGAGCGUCGGCUACCGCAAAGCCAAGGACGACGAGCACCGCGCCAAGUCCUCGCACGCUGCGUUCCCGUACCAGCAGCACCCGGAUCAGACGCAGCAGCAGCCGUCCAAAGAGAAGCCCGGCUUCUUUCGCCGCGUUUUCGGCGGCGGCAACUCGUCCAAGAUUUCGCUGCUACCACCAGAGCCGUCACCGCAGCCUAACUCGCCACGACCUCCGUCAUCACCGUCCCGCUAUGAGCGACCGCCGAGCGGCAAACUGACAAAGGAGCAGUCGAAAUCGACUUCGGCGCCGCCGUCCCGGGAUACCUCGUCAUCGCACUCGCACCAGCCGCCGCCCCCGGUACCGCCGCUGCAGAAGAAGACGUCGUCGUUCUUCCGCCGACGUAAGAAGUCGGUGGUUGACGACGCCCCGCCUCUGCCGUCCUACGUACCACCCGUGCCCAAUGUGCCCUUGGCAUCGUUGAGCAACGGGACGAACCCUGGAGCCGACAACCCCAGUCCCGUCAGCAGCCUGCGCCAGGCAUUGGACCCCUAUCUCCGCAACAGCGCUGGAUCGGCCGCUGGUGCCGCGAAGCCGAGUGCGCUCGCCGACAUUACGAAUAUUGUCGCAGGCAGCGGCGACGACGACACCGACGAGCCCAGACCCCAGUUUCAACGCGAAUUUUCGCCCGAUUACGAGCCGAGCCCAAAUGCCAAGAUUCGCAGCGUCCCCAGCGACGAAAAUAGUCACGAUUCGCCGUCCAGGAUUUCUCCGUCGAGGAAAACUGCCGCCCCGGCGACCAAUAAAUCAAAUCCUGCCGCCAAUCAGACCUUUCUCGACUUGGAUAAUGCGAGCGAAGACGAGCGCACGGGAAAAUUCGGGGAUAGGCGCUCCAGGUCGGAGCUUUCCGUCUCUGCCCAUUCUGAAGCGACCGACGUUUCGCAAAAGGACGCAAGCAAAGAUGAGACCAUUCGGGCCAGUAAGAUGACUCCCCGCGUCCUGGAGCAGCUGAGCUCGGGGACCAGCCGCAGCCGCUCCAACUUGAGACUACCCAGCGACAGCCACCGGUCCGCGAGCGUAGGCACCAUGUCGACCGAGACAGACUAUAAAUCAGUCCCUAGCGCACCCCCGAGCGUGCGUGUCGAGGACCUUGACGAAACCGACUCCUCCAAGACCCCGAGCACCAUGGACACGAUGCAGGCCAAGAGCGGCCUCGACGAGCCGCUCUUUGUGGUGGGCGAGCCGACCGAGGACGACCGGGUCAAGGCCAAGAAGAUUUACGACGGGCUGGAAGACUUUAUCCGAAAGGACAAGGCGGCCGCGUGGAUGGGCGAGGAGGGCCCGAUACGGAAGCGUACACUGCAGGCGUAUAUGGAGCUUUACAGCUUUACCGACCAAACUAUCCUAACCGCCUUGCGCAGUAUUUGUGCACGCCUGAUUCUGCGGGCCGAGACCCAGCAGGUCGAUCGGAUCCUCGUCGCCUUUUCCAAGAGAUGGUGCGACUGCAACCCAAACCACGGCUUCAGGGCGACUGAUAUUAUCCACACCAUCUGCUACUCGAUUAUGCUCCUCAACACUGAUCUCCACGUCGCCGAGAUUGAGUCCAAGAUGACACGCAGCCAAUUCGUCAAGAAUACGCUCUCGACCAUCCGACAGGCGCUGCACGAAACGAAUCCUGAUGCCUUUCAGCGCCCGAGCAUCCUCCCCGACCGGAGCCCGAUGCUGGUUGCCGAUCCGCCCGCGGCCGAGCUUGACCGGUCGAGCUUCCGCCACUCGUUCCGCCCCUGUCCGCGACCAGACACGCAGGGCGCCGACGGCGAAGACUGCGGACCGCUCGUUCGGGCUCCGUUCACUGGCCCGUUGCGCGUCUGGGAGGAGCAAAUCGAACAGGUCCUCAAGAGUAUCUACACGUCCAUCCGCGACGACAGGCUGCCUCUGUUCGGCGCCGAGGAUCGCCCCGUCGGCCCGGCCCAGUCGUCGAGCAACCUCUCGGUGAUUGGGAUGCUGAAGCGCACGCCGAGCGUGCUGAGCAAAGCGCCUUCGGAGGGCCAAAUGUCCUCGCGCGGACGCAUCACGGAGGGAAGCCGCAGUGGUGCCUCGCGCUGGACCUCGAAGAGCCGUUCCCGGCCCGGACUAGGACGCAACGGCCUGGCAUCUAGCAGGACUAGCUUCGACGACGAUAACUCCUUGUGGAGCCCUGCCAUGUCUUCGGCCACCUGGAGCCGCUACUCUCUCGGACGCACGCAUGUGUCCAUGUCGCAGGAUUCCUUUGCGUCGUCGAUGCCCCGUGGCGACUACCAGCAAUCGAUUGGCUUUGCUAACGCCCUCAGCCAGUCCAUCAUCCGCGACGAGGACCUCAACGGCGACGAGACGGCACCCUCUAUUAUCAGCAGCGACUGCACCUCGACGCAGCUGCUCGAAGACGAAUCGCUAGAGCUGUCCGGGCCACCCUGGAUCAAGGAGGGCAUGGUGGUGCACAAGCACCACCUGGAUGGGGUCGGCAAGCGCGCCAAGGACCGCAACUGGUCCGAGGUCUUUGCCGUGGUGCAAAAGGGUCAGCUGAGCAUGUUUUCUUUUAAUCUCAGCAAGUCGUCGCGCCACAAGGCGCGGCCGCGGACAGCAGCAGCGCCCGUCGUCGGCGGCGGCAACUGGCAGGACAAUGCCGUCAAUGUCGGCACGUUCAACCUGCGCCUGACGCUGGCCUCGGCGCUGCCAUCCCCGGGUUACUCGCGCACGCGGCCGUACGUGUGGGCGCUCAGCCUGCCGACCGGCGCCGUCCACUUGUUCCAGGUCGGGACGCCGGAAAUUAUCCGCGAGUUUGUCCAGACCACCAAUUACUGGAGCGCGCGCCUCAGCUCGCACCCGCUGGUCGGCGGCAUCAGCAACGUCGAGUACGGCUGGAGCGAGGCCAUUGUGAAUAACUCGCUCGUGGCGGCCAUCAACGAAUCGACCUCGCCGCCGACGACGGCGAGCGGCCACUCGCGCAAGGGCAGCAGUCAGAGCACCGGCAAGCCGACAAGCACCUUUGACCACGGCAAGCUCGCCGGGGACCGCGUGCACAUUGCGCCGUGGUCGCCACCGACGCAGAGCCCACGGCCGAGCGCCCUGUCCGAGGCGGAGCAGCGCGCGGCACUCGUUGCGUACGUGCGCAGCAUCGAGACGGACCUGCAAGCGCACAACCAGCUGCGCAGCCCGAUGCUGCUGGCGUUUACCCCGCGCGGCACCAACGCGGCCAAGGCCAUGACCAACUGGGAGCGCAAGAGCUCGUACCUUCUCCGGGAGAUUGUCAAGUUUCGUACCUAUGUAGAUGGGCUGCAGCAUGCGGAGAUCCGUCGCCGGGAAGUUUACAAGGAGCGCGAGCUGGCGCAGCGGGCGGCCCGUGGGGAUCUGAGCGAGGAUGAUGAUGAGGAUGUGGAGGAGGAGGAUGGCGAGGUUGAGGAGGAAGCUAAUGAUACUCUACGACCGCAGUAA